GCCGGUCGCCUCACAACGAGGCUAAUCUGGAGGAAGAAGGCCAUCUUGGAUAUCAUUUGUAGUAGUUGUACUUUUUCAGUAUGAGCUUCUUCGGAUUUGGCCAGUCUGCCGAAGUGGAAAUCGAGCUUGCUAACUCCGAAAACCGCAAGCAAGUCGACGUAAAAAACGAAGAUGGCAAAAAAGAGAAACUGUUUUUGUACUACGACGGUGAAACUGUAGCUGGAAAGGUCCAUGUAAACCUGAAAGUUCCUGGAAAAAAACUGGAACAUCAUGGGAUAAAAAUAGAAUUUGUGGGACAAAUAGAGCUUUUUUAUGACCGUGGUAAUCAUCAUGAGUUCACUUCAUUGGUAAGAGACCUGGCAAGGCCUGGAGAACUAACGCAGAGUGCAACAUAUGAUUUUGAGUUUGUAAAUGUAGAGAAGCCUUAUGAGACUUACACUGGAGCAAAUGUCCGACUUAGAUAUUUUCUGCGAGUGUCCGUCAUCAGACGAAUCAGUGACAUAAGUAAAGAGCUUGAUCUGGCUGUCCACACUCUAUCGAGCUUUCCUGAGAUGAACAAUAGCAUCAAAAUGGAAGUUGGUAUUGAAGACUGUUUGCACAUAGAGUUUGAAUACAACAAAUCAAAGUAUCACUUGAAAGAUGUGAUUGUGGGCAAGAUUUACUUUCUUCUUGUGCGAAUCAAGAUCAAACACAUGGAAUUAGCAAUUAUUAAAAGAGAAACAACUGGUACAGGUCAGCAGAUUGUAAAGGUUAAAUUGUGACAGGCCAAUAUUCUGCCAUCUUGAUGGAACAACAGUGAGCGACAAAAGUGCUCAGACACUUCGCAAUAAAAUUCUAUUUUUGAGUGUCUUGGA
Orbicella faveolata is the source of this 854-nucleotide messenger RNA. RefSeq names its product vacuolar protein sorting-associated protein 26B-like. NCBI's taxonomy places the organism in Eukaryota, Metazoa, Cnidaria, Anthozoa, Scleractinia, Merulinidae. The record is from RefSeq and is a predicted model, not a curated record. Gene Ontology annotation, biological process: intracellular protein transport.